AUGGCCCCGGCCUUUAUGGUGUCGGCACCUGGCAAAGUCAUCGUCUUUGGAGAACACGCCGUGGUUCACAGCAAGGCUGCCUUGGCCGCUGCCAUCUCCCUCCGCUCCUACCUCCUUGUCACGACCCUCUCCAAAUCUCAGCGCACCGUUACCUUGAAUUUCCGCGAUCUGGGACUCAGCCAUACCUGGAAUAUCGAUGCCCUCCCUUGGGAUGUCUUCCAGCAGCCGUCCAAGAAGAAGUUCUACUACGAUCUUGUCACCGAGCUCGACCCCGAGCUGGUCGAGGCCAUUCAACCCCACGUCGGAGUCGUCUCCAAACAUCUCCCCGAAGAUCAGCGCAAAAUCCACAUCCGCUCCGCCUCGUCCUUCCUCUACCUCUUCCUCUCCCUGGGUUCCCCGCAAAGCCCAGGCGCCAUCUACACCCUUCGCUCCACCAUCCCCACCGGGGCCGGCCUGGGCAGCAGCGCCAGUGUAUGCGUCUGCCUGAGUGCCGCGCUCCUCCUUCAGAUUCGCACCCUUUCAGGCCCGCAUCCAGACCAGCCGAGCCAGGAGGCCGAGACCCAGAUCGAGCGCAUCAAUCGCUGGGCCUUUGUCGGCGAGCUUUGUAUUCAUGGAAACCCCAGCGGAGUGGACAACACGGUGUCCGCGGGCGGCAAGGCCUUGAUCUUCAAGCGCGCAGAUUACACCAAGCCGCCGACGGUCAUCUCGCUUCCCAAUUUCCCCGAAUUGCCCCUCCUCCUGGUUGACACGCGGCAAUCGCGCUCGACCCUGACCGAGGUUGCCAAGGUGGGCGAGCUGAAGAAGGCUCAUCCCGUGGUGACCGAGUCCAUUCUCGAUGCCAUUGACCAGGUCACCGGCUCUGCACAGCGUCUUCUCCAGGACCCCGAUUUCGUGGGUGACUCCGAGGAGACCCUCGAACACUUUGGCACCCUGAUCCGGAUCAACCAUGGUUUCCUCGUCUCUCUGGGUGUGUCGCACCCGCGCCUGGAACGGAUCCGCGAACUCGUUGACUACGCCAACAUUGGCUGGACUAAGUUGACCGGUGCCGGUGGUGGUGGUUGUGCAAUCACCCUCCUCCGACCGGACGCCAAGCCCGAGGUCGUUCGCGAUUUGGAGCAGAAACUGGCCACUGAGGGCUUUACCAAGUACGAGACUACACUCGGUGGUGAUGGUGUUGGCGUUCUGUAUCCUGCCGUGCUGCGUAAAGGCUCCGAUGAGGAGGGCGGCGUGGAGAUUGACCAGCAGAAAUUCGACACUGCCGAGGGGCCCGAGGGCAUUGAGCAAUUGGUGGGUGUUGGGUGCCACGAGCAGCACGAGGGAUGGAAGUUCUGGAAGCGCGCUACGCAAUGA
Molecule: messenger RNA, 1350 nt
Organism: Penicillium brasilianum
Lineage: Eukaryota; Fungi; Ascomycota; Eurotiomycetes; Eurotiales; Aspergillaceae
Source: the annotation of a GenBank genome assembly